AUGGCUUCUAACUAUGAAUACUCAUUCUUUCGCAUCUCGAAGAUUGAUGGUAUUGACGCCUCUGCUCAAAAGUACCGAGAAUUACGCCUUCAAGCAUUAAAAACCUCACCUGGCUCUUUCUCCUCAACCUACGAGAUCGAAGCAGCUUUCAACCACACCGAUUGGGUUAAUCGCCUAACAAUCCCUGGUCGCGAAGUCUUCAUUUGCGCCGCCACGCCAACCGACCAAGAUGCUUCACGCCCCAGUGAUAUCCAAUGGGUCGGCCAAGUUACUCUUCGAGGGCCUGCAUCCAGUGCUGAUUUCGAAUUACCAGCGGAAGCUGGUCAGCCACCCCAGAGGCCCGACGAUGAGGAAGAAAGAUGGCAGAUGCUGAGCUUGUUUACUCUCCCGGACCAUCGCGGUCGUGGACUUGGGGGCAAACUUUGCCAGGCUUCCAUUGAUUAUCUUCGGUCUUAUAAGUCAUUUCCGAGGACUGUUCAAGUCCGACUCAUUGUAAAGGCGGGUAAUGACGUUACUGUGGCGUUGUAUCAGCGUCUUGGAUUUAUACACGCUGGAAAGGCGACUCUUGUUGAAGCUCUUAUUGCAAAUGGGGAUGAACACCUUAUUUCGAAGGAUGGGAAUGAGACGAUUCACACGGUGCGGCAGGGCUUGAUUAUGCUAUCACGGGUAUUACGUUCUUAG
Molecule: messenger RNA, 681 nt
Organism: Penicillium malachiteum
Lineage: Eukaryota; Fungi; Ascomycota; Eurotiomycetes; Eurotiales; Aspergillaceae
Product: GNAT family N-acetyltransferase
Exons: 1
Coding region: 1-681 (226 amino acids)
Molecular function (GO): acyltransferase activity, transferring groups other than amino-acyl groups
Source: RefSeq, a predicted model, not a curated record